Haliotis rufescens (red abalone) is the source of this 8628-nucleotide messenger RNA. RefSeq names its product cyclin-G-associated kinase-like. The transcript is spliced from 24 exons. The record is from RefSeq and is a predicted model, not a curated record. Gene Ontology annotation, molecular function: ATP binding; AP-2 adaptor complex binding; protein serine/threonine kinase activity. Gene Ontology annotation, biological process: protein phosphorylation; positive regulation of Notch signaling pathway; dephosphorylation. The coding region runs from base 106 to 4107 and encodes 1333 amino acids. NCBI's taxonomy places the organism in Eukaryota, Metazoa, Mollusca, Gastropoda, Lepetellida, Haliotidae. Gene Ontology annotation, cellular component: cytoplasm; cytosol.
UUCGUUUUCGACAGAACAUGUGACGUCACGGUGAUCCGCCAGCAACCCAAGAAAUAAUUUUGACGUAUUUAUCUUUUGUGAUUUAGGCAAAUGUGAGCCGUAAAAAUGGCGGAUUUCUUUAAGUCAGCUUUUGGAUAUUUAAGCGGUGGCCAGGGCCGCAUAGACAGUGAUUUUGUAGGGCAAAGUGUUGAGUUGGGAGACCAAAAAUUGCGAGUUAAGAAAGUGAUAGCAGAAGGUGGCUUUGCCUUUGUGUUUGUGGCACAGGACAUAAGCAGUGGAAAGGAAUAUGCCCUUAAGAGACUACUUGCGAAUGAUGAGGAGAAGACAAAGGCCAUCAUGACAGAGAUCAGAUUUCUUAAGAAAUUGUCUGGCCACCCCCACAUAGUCCAGUUCAUCACUGCAGCAGCUAUUGGAAAGGAGGAGUCUGACCAUGGCCAGCAUGAAUACCUCCUGCUCACUGAGCUGUGUUCAGGUGGGGAGCUAGUGCACAUUCUGAAUGCUCGGUCAUCCCCUCUGCCCCGUGACCAGGUGCUAAAGGUGUUCUACCAGACUUGUAAGGGUGUGCAGCAUAUGCACAAGCAGAAACCACCUAUAGUACACCGGGACCUCAAGAUUGAGAAUCUGCUGGUGAGCGCCCAGGGACUGAUCAAGGUGUGUGACUUUGGCAGUGCCACAACUGAGACCUACCUGCCAGACAACUCAUGGUCAGCAAUCAAGAGGAGCCUGGUGGAGGAUGAGAUUGCCAAGAACACAACACCAAUGUACCGAGCCCCCGAGAUGCUGGACCUGUACCAGAACUUCCCUAUUAAUGAGGCAGGCGACAUAUGGGCAUUGGGUUGUGUCCUAUUCAAGCUGUGUUUCAUGGACCAUCCAUUUGAGGACUCGGCCAAACUGAGGAUCAUCAAUGCCAACUACAGCAUACCAGACACAGACACAGACACAGACACAGACACAGAGUACUCUGUGUAUCAUGAUCUUAUAAGAUCCAUGCUGCAGGUGGACCCAACUCAGCGGCCCGACAUAUCCGACAUCAUCGACCGCCUGCAGGCUAUUGCUGCAGUCAGUAGAGUGAACCUGAAAGAAACACUACAGAUUGGAGAUGUAACAGUUACUCCCAGUCAAGAACCUGCAUCAAGGCCUCCUAUGAACAACCCGGGGACUCCACAGAGGUCAGCACCAUCACCUGCCCAGUCAAGUGCCACAGCCCUUUUCUCCAGCCUCCGUGGAGGUGCUGGUAGUCUAGUGAAGAACAUCAAGGAUGCUUCUAGCAAGGUCAUGGAGACUGUGUCAGCAACAAUGAACAAAUCCGAUCUUGACUUUUCCUACAUCACAUCCAGGCUCUCAGUCAUGUCGUAUCCAGCAGAAGGCAUGGAGUCUGCCAUCAAGAACCACAUUGAUGAUGUGCGGGCCUUCCUAGAGAACCGGCACCACAACUCCUAUGCUGUCUAUAACCUGUCACAAAGAUCCUACAGAGUGGCCAAGUUUGAAAAUAGGGUGUCUGAAUGUGGCUGGGCUCAGAAGAAGGCUCCAACACUAGCUAACCUGUUUGCCAUAUGCAAGAACAUGCACCUGUGGCUACGGCAGAACCCCAAGAACAUCUGUGUUGUCCACUGUCUGGACGGCAAGGCCCAGUCAGCCACAGUCAUUGGAGCAUUGCUGGUGUUCUGUCGCCUGUUCGACAGUGCAGAGACAGCUCUGCAUAUGUUCACUGCCCGCAGGCUGGCCCCGGGCGUCUCACCAUCUCAGAAAAGGUACAUUAACUACAUGAGUGAGAUGGUGUCUGACGAAGAAGUGAAGCCCCACAGCCGGCCAGUGAUGCUGUCCCAGCUGGUCAUGUCACCGGUGCCUCUUUUCAACAAGAUGAAGAAUGGCUGCACACCGUUUGUGGAGGUGUAUGUUGGAGAUGACCGUGUGUUGACCACUUCCCUGGAGUAUGAGCGUAUGAGACAGUUCACCACUGAGGAUGGAGCAUGUCGGGUUCCCCUUAAUGCAUCCUGUACAGGAGAUGUGACUGUUGUCGUCUACCAUGCCAGGUCAACAUUUGGAGGCAAGAUCCAGGGAAAGAUAACCUCCAUGAAGAUACUUCAACUACAGUUCCACUCUGGUUUCAUUGCUCCAGGCACCAAAACAUUCAAGCUGUCACAGUAUGAGCUUGACCAGAUGGACACCCCAGACAAGUACCCUGACCUGUUCUCUGUCUCGGUGGAGCUUGCAGUAUCACCAAAUGAUCGACCACAGGCAGAAAAGCAGUAUCCUUGGUUCAAAUUCAGUACAGAAAAACUCACCCCGAGAAUUCUGUUUUCUGGGAAGGAUGAAUUGCAUCAGGCAUUAUCAGAAUUUGGUGCUUCAGAAAGAGCCAAAUCUCGUUUAAGUCGAACAUCUAGCUUGAAUUCUGAGAGUCCAUCAGACAGUCCUCUUCAUCAACCAUCAACACCUAGCAAGAAACCUGCAUCAACACCCGAGACUGCUCGCAAACAGGCCAGUGAGCCGAAGAGUCGGUCCAACUUCUUCGCAACACUUGAAUGGGACAGUGGCGCACCAACGGAAUCAGGGGAAGUAGUAGAACCCCACCAACCCACAGAAAUAGAAGUCCGGCUACUAGAUGCUAGUGAUAAUGAAGAUGAUGACUUUGUGUCUCUGUCUCGGGACCGGGCAGGAACUCAUAGCAGUAAUGGUAGUGAUAUCGGUGUGCAGGCUCCUCGAUCCCAGGAUGCAGACUUUUUUAGUGACUUCAGUGCACCUGCAUCAAGUGAUGCUACUCAAGAUUUGCUGAACAUGAAGAGUACAGGUGCUCAACAAAAUGAUCCUGUGACUGACCAGAUGGACUUACUGAAUAUGGGUAGUGAACCCUCUAACUUUGACUUACUUGGUGGCUCUGUGGAAGCGGAUGCCUCCAAUGCCCAGUCGUCUAAUGUUCAGUUUGGGGACACCUUUGAUCCCUUCCAAGAAAUGGCAUCCCGUCAGAAACCUGCAAGUCAAACCAAUGCUGCUAAGGGUUCUGGUAAAACAGAUGCUUUUGGAAGCUUUGACCCUUUCCAAAGUUGUGCCCCAACUGUAGAGAAUGGAGGCAGCGGUGCGGGUUCAGAUGAUUUUGUCUCAUUUAUGGAAAAUCAAAACCAAACAGUAGGAGGUCCUGAUGAUUUAAUGGGUAACUGGGAUGCCAGCAACAUUCUCCAAAGUGGUGGCAGUAACAGCAAUAUUCCCAAACCUGCCAAUGCUGGUGGAAUAGGCAUUGGUAUGUCUAAGAGCCACAGCUCUUCCUUCCCACAGCAAGCUGGAAUGAGUGCCCCAAUGUCUGCAUCUCAGGGUGGAGGCAUCGGACCAGUGCCAAAGGCAGAUCCAUUUGCAGACUUAGGAAAGUUGUCUGGCAUGAAAGGUAGCAGUAGUCAUGGCAAUUUCAAGAGCCAGCAGCCAAUGGGAAGUAUGCCCUCCAGACAGCAGCCAGGCCAACAGCAGGGAGUGCCAGCAUUCGGAGGUCCAGGCUCAAUGAACUGGCAAAGUGGCCGAUCAUCCCCAUUGCAUCAGCAGCAGCAGCAGCAGCAGCAACAGCAACAACAACAACAACAACAACAACAACAACAACAACAGCAGCAGCAGCAGCAGCAGCAACCUUUUGCUAAACCUAACUACAGCGCCAGUGUCAUUGGUGGAAGAGAGGACCGUGGGACUCGCAAAAGCUUUGGACCAAAACCAAAGGUGUCAACAAAUGCUUUUGAAGAUCUCCUAGGCCAGCACACCUUUUCAAAGAAAGAAAAUGAUGGUCCUAAAACUCUUGGGGACAUGAAGAAAGAAAUCAUGGCUGAAUGCAUGGACCCUGAGAAACUUCAGGUGCUAGAAUGGUCCAAAGGGAAGGAGAAGAACAUACGAGCUCUGCUGUGCUCCCUCCAGAAUGUAUUGUGGGAGGAAGAGAAGCGCUGGAAGCAGUGCGGCAUGCACGAGCUCGUCACAGCAGACCAGGUCAAGAAAGUCUACAGGAGGGCUGUGCUCUCCGUACAUCCAGACAAACUUACUGGCUCUCCACAUGAAAACCUGGCACGGAUGAUAUUCAUGGAACUCAGUGAAGCUUGGGCCCAGUUUGAAGAAGAAGGAAUGAAGUCAUUAUAUUGACAUGAGUGACGCUAGGAGAUUAUUAAUUCAAGACACCUAGAAACUGUAGGGAGGGUGAAAAUAUCCACGCUAGUUUCAUAUAAAUUAGUACCACCUAGUGUUGUCUCCCCUAGUUUCUACUGCUGCCACUAGUCCAGGAGUGAACACAAAGGCACAUUGAUAUGGUGGAUGUUGCAAAACAAGCAAUGGGUGGUGCAUAAGGCAGCAGUAGCAGGAGACUGACUGCCAUCUAGAUUGAGACUUGUGUAGAGAUGUUACUGAUAUUUGUGUAGUAACUAUGAGACAGUAAUAUAGAUGAAGUGUACUGUUCUUCACUGGGGAACUGGACAACAGUCAAAUUGUGCAAUAAUCAAAUCAUGAAGACAACAGAGAUGCAGAGGCUGCUGCCAGUACAGAUAAACAUAGAAACUCACAUAGUUCUGGGCUGUGAUAAAGAGGUAUUUAAUUUAUUGUUUAAGUGUGACAGAAUUCAUGCCUUCAUAUGUUAUAGGAUGUUUGGCUGUAAUCAGUCAAGACAUCACAACCUAACUAGCAAGACUCAUAUCCCAUUGCAAGGUGUAUUGUCAUAGCCCCAGUUUGAUUUUGCGUUUAUUUUUGUAGUUGUAACAUAUCCAGGCAUAUCCAUUAAGUUGUUCCAUGAAACGUUGCUAGUUUCUUCUAUAACUUACCAGACAGAUUUUGUUUCAUUUCUGCAACAUUUGUCAUCUGGAUGCAGUACAUACACUUGGACAGCAUUGGUAUCUGAUCAGGCACACAGAGGUGGUCACCUGACAGUACCAAGUGUCUGAUCAAGUGGUCUCCUGACAGUACCAAGUGUCUGAUCAAGUUGUCUCCUGACAGUACCAAGUGUCUGAUCAGGUGAUCUCCUGACAGUACCAAGUGUCUGAUCAGGUGGUCUCCUGACAGUACCAAGUGUCUGAUCAGGUGGUCUCCUGACAGUACCAAGUGUCUGAUCAGGCACGCAGUGGUGGUCUCCUGACAGUACCAAGUGUCUGAUCAGGUGGUCUCCUGACAGUACCAAGUGUCUGAUCAGGUGGUUUCCUGACAGUACCAAGUGUCUGAUCAGGUGGUCUCCUGACAGUACCAAGUGUCUGAUCAGGCACACAGUGGUGGUCUCCUGACAGUACCAAGUGUCUGAUCAGGUCGUCUCCUGACAGUACCAAGUGUCUGAUCAGGCACGCAGUGGUGGUCUCCUGACAGUACCAAGUGUCUGAUCAGGCACGCAGUGGUGGUCUCCUGACAGUACCAAGUGUCUGAUCAGGUGGUCUCCUGACAUUACCAAGUGUCUGAUCAGGCACGCAGUGGUGGUCUCCUGACAGUACCAAGUGUCUGAUCAGGUGGUCUCCUGACAGUACCAAGUGUCUGAUCAGGUGGUCUCCUGACAGUACCAAGUGUCUGAUCAGGUGGUCUCCUGACAGUACCAAGUGUCUGAUCAGGUGGUCUCCUGACAGUACCAAGUGUCUGAUCAGGCACACAGGGGUGGUCUCCUGACAGUACCAAGUGUCUGAUCAGGUGGUCUCCUGACAUUACCAAGUGUCUGAUCAGGCACGCAGUGGUGGUCUCCUGACAGUACCAAGUGUCUGAUCAGGUGGUCUCCUGACAGUACCAAGUGUCUGAUCAGGCACGCAGUGGUGGUCUCCUGACAGUACCAAGUGUCUGAUCAGGUGGUCUCCUGACAUUACCAAGUGUCUGAUCAGGCACGCAGUGGUGGUCUCCUGACAGUACCAAGUGUCUGAUCAGGUGGUCUCCUGACAGUACCAAGUGUCUGAUCAGGUGGUCUCCUGACAGUACCAAGUGUCUGAUCAGGUGGUCUCCUGACAGUACCAAGUGUCUGAUCAGGUGGUCUCCUGACAGUACCAAGUGUCUGAUCAGGUGGUCUCCUUACAGUACCAAGUGUCUGAUCAGGUGAUCUCCUGACAGUACCAAGUGUCUGAUCAGGCAUGCAUUGGUGGUCUCCUGACAGUACCAAGUGUCUGAUCAAGUGAUCUCCUGACAGUACCAAGUGUCUGAUCAGGUGAUCUCCUGACAGUACCAAGUGUCUGAUCAGGCACGCAGUGGUGGUCUCCUGACUGCAAAGUCAGCCACCAGAUGUGCUCUUUAAAUGUCCAACAUGACCAUCAUCAAGGUCCCCGGGUUUCUAGGUUUACAGUGUGUUGUCAGAAUGUACAGUUGCCAUCGGGCAUUGUUAGCAUGUAGCUUUCCUCACUUGCCACAUGUUGUUCUCACAUUAAGCAGUGAAACGUGUCAGCUUGCAUGAUUAAUGUUGUCAGAGCAGCUGUGACCCAGUUACAUUAGAACAAUCCUACUGUGGGACCAACUUGUUUGUAUGUUGUUCCUGCCUCAACAACAUUCCAAAUCUGUGCUCGUACCAAAUGUAUUGUCAAGGUCACAGGUAGAAUCCAAAUACCUUGCGGGGAGAUUUGAUGUUUACUUUAUUUCCAUUGUUAGCAUCACACAAGUAUUCUUCCUAGAGUGUGCAUUGUAUUUGUGAUACAACAUUGUAACAGCAUUUUUCCCUGCUAAAUCAUACAAACAGCGAGUAUUUCAAACAUAUCGAUUAGUUCAUAUAAUGAAACUUAACUAAGUAGUGUUAUUGAAGUAAUUACCAUAUCUAUCAAAAUAUCCAUAUUCCAGCCCUAUUGCCAUAUCUCCAGUGGUUGACAUAGCAAUGUCGUGACAGCAGUUGGUUCAUGGAGUUGUGUGGUAAGGAGAUACUUGUUGGCUAGCGUACAGAGACCAGCUGUACAUUCAGUGGCUGGUAUUGGUCUUAAUGGCAAUGUGUUGGCACUUUGCACAGUGUAGGAUACCUUUGAAAUGGUGAUGUCACUAUAUAUGGAAAUAUAUGGCUGUUAAAUAAACACUAAUGAGAUAGGACCCCCAGAAAGUGCAAACCAUGUCUCCCACCUUAUGUUCAUGUUCAGUGUGCCAGGGCAACUUGACACUUCUUGUCAUGCUUUUGUGCAAUUCUUCUCCACUAUGAUGCUAACUCUUGGAAUGGUAUCAUCUUAACAUGAUUUUAAGUUGUUUUUAUAUGUAUAUAAUGCAUGUUUUAUUUCUGUGUACGCCAAAAAGUGAAACCCUACGUGAACACUGUUAGCCUGUUGUACAAUCUGACAUUGUGAGUUCUCGGUCAUGGAGUGUCGUCUUGUUCACACCAGAACCCAACUGCACUAGUCCAUAUCAAUCAAAUACAUUCCUAACUGAAAACAGCAACUUUUCUUUCCAUCCUGAUUGUAGGCAGUGUGACCCUCUGUGACUGUCCAGCACAGAUACUGGGGCUAUUUCAGAAGAACCAGCUUCUCCAUGUUACCUAUGCAUUGUUUUAUCAAGCAGUAUUUCUUGUGUACAUAGACACCACUGACUGUAUAUAGAGCAGGUAAAACUGAUGAUCUAAGCAUUUUUAGACUAUAUUGUAUAUGAUUUCUUUCCCCAUCCAGCUGUAACAUUGCUCAUUUAUGAUGUAAAUUUAUUUGAACAUUCUGAUGAGUUGAGACAUGUGAUAACCUUGUAUUUGUCAUUUACCUCGUCUCCUGCCUGUUUUACCAAUAUUUUCAGGAACAUUAUCAUUCCCAUGCUAUGUACAAAUCAUGGUUUUCUGACUGUUACAGCACUAUUAUUGUUUAUGACUGCGGUGCCAUGGUCCACGGUUUCCUGAGGGUGGGCUUCGUCAGGGUUUUGUCAAUCAAUACCAACCAUACUUUGAUCUCGUUUCUAUGAAAUCAUACUUGGUUGUGUUUGCUUACUGCACGAGCUGUUCCUCAGGUUGUCAGCAGUGCGGCAAGUUAUGUCCAUGUCGUACACGAUAUUCUGCCAGCUCUACCCCUGGUGGGGGGGGGGAAAGGGGUGUUAGUGUGCCAGCUGGGUCAUGUUGGGAAUACAGAGACAUGAUUAGGGUCACUUAAAGUUCACCACACCUGGUGCUUGAUGGAAGUACAGUGGACUGUGUCCUAUUAUCUACAGAGAUUCAUUCUUAGGUAUAUUGCAGAUUGUACUGGUAUACGUUUUUUUUAUGUAAAGAAAAAUAUUACUUAAAAAUUUCAAACUUGACAUUUUUUGGAUUUGAAGAAAACAAUGGCGGUCAUAUACUUUAACAUUGACUAAGAAAAAUAAUUAUUGUUCUAAAAUGUGUCAAUAUAUUUGGUUCAAAACAAUCUCAAUGAAAAAGGUUCAGUGGACUUGUUGUGGAGGGUGUCUCUGUAUUCGUAAUUGGCGGAGGUCGAAGUACAUGGCAGUCAAGUCUCAGAAAGAUUGGGUCUUCAUUUGUCAUGGCAACUGGAUUGCUGUUGGGAGACCUGUAGAUUUAUUAACAGACUGUCCACUGUGAUGUAUAUUCAUUGUUAACAAUUAGGAGACAGUUAUGCAGCAUGUGAUGUUGUUGACUAGUGUUAUGAUCUUAUGAGAACAUUUUAGCCAAAUUGUGUUGUAUCAUUAAGAAGUAUAGGAGAAUUUAAAAUUGUUUUAAAACAUAAAAUAAGAGUAUGCAUAAUGAGCACUAUCAUAGAAAUAAAUGAUGUAACAGUU